This is a messenger RNA of Triticum dicoccoides, 2265 nucleotides long. RefSeq lists its product as uncharacterized. Lineage: Eukaryota; Viridiplantae; Streptophyta; Magnoliopsida; Poales; Poaceae. The coding region runs from base 411 to 2087 and encodes 558 amino acids. Gene Ontology annotation, molecular function: protein binding. The transcript is spliced from 6 exons. The record is from RefSeq and is a predicted model, not a curated record.
UCACCCCUUUAUUAUUAAAAAAAAGGAUCCUCUUUCUCUCUCUCUCUUCCGGUGUAAAUUCAAUCCCCAUUAUGAGUGUCUAGACUAGAUACAUCUCUUUUUGGGGGAACGGAGGUAAUAGAAACUAGCAAAUCUGGCUGCCCUCCCAACCCACAGCCAAGGCCGCCGGCCGCCGCGUCGCUCGUCGCCCCUUGCUCAGCCGGUCAGCCCAGCGCGGCAACGCCGACUCGCCGUCCGUCCGCUCGCGAGGCGCCCAGGGACAAUAGUCGGGCGUUGGGCGGAUACAUAAAGGUAAAAGAUAGGAGAGCGGCGGUCGGCGGAUCCUUAAUUUCCGCCGUCGCCGCGCCAGAUCUCUCUCACCGCCACCUCCUUCCUCAAGCCUAACGAUCUCUCUCCUCGAGCCUCCAUCCAUGUCGCCCCCUCGUCGUCGUCGGCGCCUAUGUUUUUUCCCAUCUCGAUCCGUGGCGAUCCUCCACGCGGUGCACAGGACACGGCAUCCGCAUCGCUGGUGUUGGCUGCGGAAACGUCAUACGGCUGCUGCAAAUACUAGUGGAUCAAAGGCUUCGUCGGCUCAAAUAAACCAUCAUCAAGGUGGUACUGAUAUUCCUCAAGUUGCUGAGAAUAUGAAACAACAAAGUCUUUUUGACAAACUACCGGAGGACAUCUUACAUCAUAUACAUUCUCUCUUACCAAUACAAGACGCUGCUUGUGCUGCCUGUGUGUCUCAUGCAUUCCUGCGUUCAUGGAGAUGCUAUUCCAAACUCAGACUCAACGACUGUGCGCUUGGGUUGAGUCACAUAGAAUUUGAGGAAAGAAAAAUCUAUCUCAUUGACAAAGUUGACAAAAUUCUUAAAAACCAUCAUGACAAAGGGGUGAAGGUGGAGACACUUAGGCUUAUUCUUACCCCUUGCACCAAUAUCAAAGCCUCCUACCUGGACAGGUGGCUCCGAAGAACCGUUAAGUCUGGGUUUAAAGAUCUUUACUUGGAGAUGCCUUUAUCCAUGAAGAAAAUUUACAAAUUCCCGUGUUCAGUUUUGUCUGAUGAGGGAGCUGCAAGUUCAAUUCAGUUUCUUCACAUCGGCUCUUGCACUUUUCAUCCCACAUCAACACUUGGCUCCUUGGCAAGGUUGAAAACUGUAAGAUUGUCUUUUGUCCACACUACCGAGGAAGGAUUGGAGCACUUGUUUUCAAAAUCUUCUAUUCUAGAGGAGCUCAGAAUAUUCGCAUGCCAUGGGAUAAUUUGCUUGAAAAUACCUUGUACGAUGCAGCAUCUUAAGAGAUUUCAUGUUCAACGUUGCAGCAUGCUGCGGGUUGUAGAGAUUGAUGCUCCAAACCUCUGCUAUUUUAACUAUGACAGCGCUUUGCCAGAAAUCUACGUGAGAAAUUGUUCUCAACUUAAGCAUGUACAGUUAUCAUCUGCAUGCCCGUCUGGUGUUCUUUUUUAUGCUCGCACUAGUCUUCCGUCCAUUGCAAGGAAUGUUGAGAGUCUUAUUUUGGUUGGUCGUAGCGAGAAUGCCAACACUCCGUUGCUACAAUCCAAGCUACCCCACCUCAAGAACUUGGAAAUUAGACUCAAAGCAGUCCUCCCCAAAGGCUUCCCUCCAAGCUAUGACUUCUUUUCUUUGGUUUCUUUUCUUGAUGCUUCUCCUGCCUUGGAGUCUUUCACCCUACACGUAAAUGAGUAUGUCAUGACACACUAUCCUGUUGUUGGAGAUAAUGACGAAUGCCCGAGGCAGAAGCUGGACUUGUCGCAUAACCGCCUCAGACACAUGACGAUCACGGGAUUCUGUUCAGCCAAGAGCCUGGUUGAGCUCACGGUUCACAUCCUUGAGAGCACACACUCGCUUGAGCGCUUGACGCUGGACACAACCUAUGACUACAAUAGGUGUAUUCAAGGGCCUGGUACCAUUGGCAAAUGCACUACCUCAAGUAGGAUUGCCAAAUGCUGGCCGAUGAGCAAGAGAGGUGUUGACGAAGCUCAUAGAGCUGUGAAGACUGUUGGUAGAUACAUAGCUGGGAGAGUUCCAUUGGCUGUUCAAUUUGAGCUCAUGGGGCCCUGUAGUCGAUGCCAUACCGGCAGCCGGUAGAUCUAUCUAUGUCAGGGUGGUUUAUCUUUGUCUAGACUCCCAGGGAAUUCCGCCAAUAUCGCAUGUUUAAUCUCGGUGCCCAUAAAUAGAUCUUUUUUAUGCAUCUCAACUAUAGCACACAUGAAACCAUAUAUUUUAUAAAGUCAGUUUAUGUAUUGAAGGUACAUAUUUACAUUUA